Messenger RNA from Triticum turgidum subsp. durum (durum wheat), 456 nucleotides. NCBI's taxonomy places the organism in Eukaryota, Viridiplantae, Streptophyta, Magnoliopsida, Poales, Poaceae. The record is from the annotation of a GenBank genome assembly.
AUGUUGAUGAAGACCGUGUUCUGGGGGCUCCUACUAUUCAUGCUCGUGGCGACAACAAUGGCGGUCGAGUACGGUGCAAGGAGUCAUAACAGUGGUCCUUGGAGUUGGUGCGAUCCGGCCACGGGCUACAAGGUGAGCGCGCUCACGGGCUGCCGGGCAAUGGUGAAGCUCCAGUGUGUGGGCAGUCAGGUGCCCGAGGCUGUCCUAAGAGAUUGCUGCCAGCAGCUCGCCGACAUCAACAACGAGUGGUGCAGGUGCGGGGACCUCAGCAGCAUGUUGCGCAGUGUGUAUCAGGAACUCGGCGUGCGUGAGGGAAAGGAGGUGCUCCCAGGUUGUCGAAAGGAGGUGAUGAAGCUCACGGCGGCGAGCGUGCCUGAGGUCUGCAAGGUGCCCAUUCCCAACCCGUCGGGAGACGGAGCAGGUGUCUGCUACUGGGCGGCGUAUCCGGACGUCUAG